This is a messenger RNA of Homarus americanus (American lobster), 2709 nucleotides long. RefSeq lists its product as uncharacterized. Gene Ontology annotation, molecular function: 4-alpha-hydroxytetrahydrobiopterin dehydratase activity. Gene Ontology annotation, biological process: tetrahydrobiopterin biosynthetic process. The transcript has 4 exons. The record is from RefSeq and is a predicted model, not a curated record. Lineage: Eukaryota; Metazoa; Arthropoda; Malacostraca; Decapoda; Nephropidae. The coding region runs from base 559 to 1602 and encodes 347 amino acids.
AGAGGAUAAAAGUAAAAAAGGAAGUAUUUAUUGUAUAUUUAGGGAAUUCAAAUGAUAAGUAGUUGUUGGUGAAUGUAGUUUCGUCCAGUACUGUACAUUUUGUGAUUGUAGGAUGCUAAUAUUAACAUGUUGUUGUAGAUAUGAUUGGGGAAAUUUUGGAGUGAAGUAAAUUUACCGUCGAAGUCACAAACAAGUUAACGCUUUCGGAGAAGGGGGCGGGGUUAGCAUCAGACCGAACGGUCCACACCAACGCAGUGACAAGUGGUGUUGACAACAAUGCUGUCAACAGUUGUGAGAAUAAAAGAUCACAACAAGUUGGGAUUUGAGAACAUUAAUUUGGACAACAUUUCUGCCCCAAAAUAAUAUUUCCUAUUGAUGAGCUGUAAAUCUUAAGGAAUGUUGCAAUCAUUGAUGGCAACAUGUUGGUAACAGUGGUGUUGUCUCCCUGCAGUUGGCAACAUUUCACCAGUUGACUCACACUAACAGAACAAGGGAGAUGUUCUCUGUCUCCAAGCUUCAUUAAUUUGAUUAUUGUGUGCAUUUAGCUGUAAUUACGUAAUGGAAUGGAUGAAAGAAAAUGUCCUUCUCUUAAUAGAGCUUUAUCGCUCCCACCCAAUAUUAUGGGACCCAAAGAACAUUAACUAUAAAGACAAAAUAAAGAAGAAUGAAGCGUGGAGGGAAAUAGCAGCUAUAAUGAAAGUGGAGAGGGUAGAAGUUGAAAAGAAGACGAAAAUCGUGGUGGCCCAGUUUCAGAGAGAAAUGAGAAAGACCCUGGAAAAGAAACCUGAUGGAACAGAGGGAAAUUAUACAUCAAAAUGGUUCGCCUUCAGAAGUUUGUUUUUCUUAUUGAACAACAAGGAAACACCUCAUCGUAGUUGUGAAGCUGAAAUACAGUUUGAGGCUUAUGAAACACCCGUAGAAUAUAAAAAUACACACGUAAUAGAAGAGGAUUGGAAUCACAAAGAACAACUCAGAGAACAGCCGUCACCCCACUCUGUAGUCAGUGUUUGUGAGAAAGAUGCUGAGAAUUACGUCUAUACCUCCACCACUGAAACGAAAUUCGGGAAACAAAACUUAAAAAGGAGACGGGAUUCGAUGACUGAGGAGGCUUAUCAGGUUAUGAAGCCAAUGCAACAGCGGUGUAGAGAAAAGGAUGAAUUUCAAAUCUUCGGAGAACUCAUUGCCUGCAAACUUAGAAAACUUAGUACACAAUAUGCGAGGUCUACAGUUGAACAUCACAUUAAUAACAUUAUUUACCAAGCUGAAUUGGGGCAUUAUGAUAACCCUCCUGAAUAUCCAACCCAGCAGGCUCAGAAACUCACAGCUGGAGAACGGGAAACGAAACUGAAACCUUUGCUGGAUGACAACUGGACGAUGGUAGAUGGUCGUGAUGCUAUGAAGAAAACGUUCCUUUUUAAAGAUUUCAAUGAGGCCUGGGGUUGGAUGAGCUGUGUGGCACUAAGGGGAGAGAAGAUUGACCACCAUCCUGAAUGGUUCAAUGUCUACAACAAAGUAGAGGUGACUUGGUCUACUCACGACUGUGGUGGACUGUCUGCCAAGGAUAUCGUGAUGGCUAAGUUCUGUGACGACACCUCCAAGUAGUUCAGCAAGUGAGGGGUGAGAAGGAAGGAAGGAAGUCUGGGAUUUUGGCAAGAUUAGGAACCCCAGUUUAUUUCACUUGAUGAUUGAUUAAACAGCCUAAUGCUAACCUAACCUAACCAAACCUUACCUGAUCUAACCUUACCCCCCAUUAAAACACCCUAAUGCUAACUUAACCUACCUUAACCCUACAUAAUCCCCCCCCCCCCUCCCCAUUUACCACUAGUACACUGUUUAAUCAUUAGCUGAAACAAAUUGGGAUUCCUAAUAUUCACAAGAUCCAUAGUUUGUCAAAUGAAUAAGUUGGAUAUGUUGACGACGAAGGGAAUUCUAAAAUGUUAGGAAUCAUUGUAAACAGAAGAGUAAAUAUUAUUCAUAAAAUCGAAGGAAUCGAGAUAGAAUUACAGUAUAUUACUACAACUGUAUUUUUUUUUUGUAUUUAGUUUUGUAUAAGAUGUAGAUGUAUAUUUUGACAGUAGCUACAGUAUCAUAUCUUUAUGAGUGUACAAUAAUCUGAACAUAACCAGUGUCAGAAUGUGAAGUGGUAUUGUUAUUGAAGUUGAUUUAGUAGACGUGUUUAUUCUUUUGUACUUGUUGAUGAUUUUUUUUUUACGGUUAACCUUAAAAUUACUGUUAUACUUCUUAAUAAUUUUACAAUGAAUAAUGGGCUUUGAUAUUAUUUACAAGAUGACAAUUCACACUUUUUUUCCUCACUAUAUCAAGAUAAUUUAAUCCAUUUCCUAGAUAGAACACUGUAACUAUUCUCUACAUAUACUGCACUGUACCAUUACCACACUCAUCAUAGAAAUAAAAACACAAAAAUAUCGAUGACCUGAAUCACAUGUUGGUAAAUUGGAUCUUGAAAAAACACAAUAGCUUAUUAACUAUCCAUAGUAUUGUUGAUAUUUAAUUGAACUAUUUCAGGCCAGGUAUAUAUCAUGAUCUAAUUGGUGUAAUCAAUAUCAGGAUACAUUAUGUACGUUGGUAUGGGGCUUCCAGAUUCAUUUAGCAUGUUGAAUGUAUCUUGUGUGAUGUAAUGGUAAUGUACGGUGCUGUGAAUAUCUGGUUAUUUGUUUCUGGCUAAAAUAAACAAAAGUUACCACCAUCUUA